GCGUUUCGAGGCUGACCAAUGAGAUCGCUGUACUCUAAUACGGUUUCCUGCCGCCCUGUAAGGGAGACGGCGGCCUGAAGUCCGGGCAGGAGGAGUCGUGGGUCCUUCAGUUCAGUGUGUCUGCCGACCAUCGGAACCGGGGUUUCAUUGUCUGAGAGCUACGUGGAGAAAAAGAGAAGAGAAAACAGGAGGGAUAGAAGACAGAGAGAGAAAGAGAGCGGACUGUCUUAUCUUGGUCAGAGCCAAGGAACAACAAUGGAGUCUGUUUACAUUAAGCAGGAGGAGGUUCUGGAAUUGGUACCUGUCUGCAUUAAACAGGAGAUGACUGAACUGGAGCCUGUCCACAUUAAAGAAGAGACUGAACUGGAGCCUGUCCACAUUAAAGAAGAGACUGAACUGGAGCCUGUCCACAUUAAAGAAGAGACUGAACUGAAUCCUGUCCACAUUAAAGAAGAGACUGAACUGGAUCAUUUCCACAUUAAAGAAGAGACUGAACUGAAUCCUGUCCACAUUAAAGAAGAGACUGAACUGGAUCAUUUCCACAUUAAAGAAGAGACUGAACUGAAUCCUGUCCACAUUAAAGGAGAGGCUGAACUGCAGGCUGUCCACAUUCAAGAAGAGGCUGAACUGGAUCAUUUCCACAUUAAAGAGGAGACUGAACUGCAGCCUGUCCACAUUCAAGAAGAGUCUAUUGACUUGUUGUUUAAGGAUUCAGAAAACAUAUUCCAGCCAAAGAUAUCACAUCAAUGUACCGAAUGUGGGAAGGGCUUCAGUCAGUUAGGAAACCUAACAACACACCUGCGAAUUCACACUGGAGAGAAGCCGUAUCACUGUACUGAAUGUGGGGGGCACUUCAGUCAGUUAGGACACCUAAAAAGACACCAGAGAGUUCACACUGGAGAGAAGCCAUAUCACUGUACUGAGUGUGGGUUGAGCUUCAGUUUGUCAGGACACCUCAAUAGACACCGGCGAAUUCACACUGGAGAGAAGCCGUAUCACUGUACUGAAUGUGGGGAGAGCUUCAGUGAGUCAGGAAACCUAAAAACACACCAGAGAGUUCACACUGGAGAGAAGCCGUAUCACUGUAUUGAAUGUGAGGAGAGCUUCAGUCAUUUAAGACACCUAAAAAAACACCAGCUAAUUCACACUGGAGAGAAGCCGUAUCACUGUACUGAAUGUGAGGAGAGCUUCAGUCAAUUAAGACACCUAAAAAAACACCAGCGAAUUCACCUUGGAAAGAAGCCAUAUCACUGUACUGAGUGUGGGGAGAGCUUCAGUGAGUCAGGAAACCUAAAAAAACACCAGCGAAUUCACACUGGAGAGAGGCCGUAUCGCUGUACUAAAUGUGGAAAGAGCUUCAGUGAGUCAGGAAACCUAAAAUCACACCAGAGAAUUCACACUGGAGAGAAGCCGUAUCACUGUACUGAGUGUGGAGCGCGCUUUAGAGUAUCAGGAAACCUCAAUAGACACCAGCGAAUUCACACUGGAGAGAAGCCGUAUCACUGUACCGAAUGUGGGGAGAGCUUCAGGGCGUCAGGGCACCUAAAAAGACACCAGCGAAUUCACACUGGAGCCAGCCUCCCUCCCUCCCAGUCCCUCACCUCUCCACCCUGCUUGUUGGAGUGUGUGGAGAACUCUGAUUCCUUGUCUCUGUCUCACCCUGCAGUAAAUGAAGGGGGUCCCCAGGAGUGAGAGGCAGCCUGAAUCCAGAGACACUGAGAAGGGGAGCGUGUCAGACUGAAGGAGACAGACACAUUCUUUCACAAUGAACUGGAGAGCCCUGGGAUUCAGCUCCACUCCUACCCCUGAAUUGGAAAUGAAUCUCACUCCUCAUGCGGUGAGGAUUUAGGACAGAGUUACAGGGUAAUUCAACUUAGAAGGGACACAUUGGAAAUAUAUGCCAAGUUUUUUCUCUGAACACUUAUAUGUGUGAUAUGAACCCAACAUAUUAAACAAACUACCGAUAACAUAUAUUAUAUUUUUUAAAUGUAAUUUGAGCUAUAAAUGGCAUUACUGUACCAAUGUCAGUGAGAACAGUGUACGAUACAGAAGUGAAUUGUUAUAAAGAAACUAAAACCAACAAUGUCUUCAUGUGUGGCUGCAGUAUAUCCUUCAUCUAACUAGAAUGGCCUCGAAAAUAUGGAGAAAAUGCUGUUUUGAAUUUGAAUGAAUGAAUCUGCUUUGAGUGUUUUAAAGACUGAGAAACCCCAAGCUAUACUGGAGCCCUGCUUCAGUGCAAUGGGAUUGAAAUACAAAUAAAAUUCCUAUCAUUUUUUUUUAA
This is a messenger RNA of Acipenser ruthenus (sterlet), 2281 nucleotides long. RefSeq names its product zinc finger protein 239-like. Bases 256 to 1692 code for a protein of 478 amino acids. Gene Ontology annotation, molecular function: DNA-binding transcription factor activity, RNA polymerase II-specific; RNA polymerase II cis-regulatory region sequence-specific DNA binding. Gene Ontology annotation, cellular component: nucleus. The record is from RefSeq and is a predicted model, not a curated record. Gene Ontology annotation, biological process: regulation of transcription by RNA polymerase II; central nervous system development. The transcript has 2 exons. NCBI's taxonomy places the organism in Eukaryota, Metazoa, Chordata, Actinopteri, Acipenseriformes, Acipenseridae.